This is a messenger RNA of Aspergillus heteromorphus CBS 117.55, 4861 nucleotides long. Its product is annotated as pleiotropic drug resistance family ABC transporter. The coding region runs from base 125 to 4585 and encodes 1486 amino acids. Gene Ontology annotation, biological process: transmembrane transport. The transcript is spliced from 5 exons. Gene Ontology annotation, cellular component: membrane. Gene Ontology annotation, molecular function: ABC-type transporter activity; ATP hydrolysis activity; ATP binding. The record is from RefSeq and is a predicted model, not a curated record. Lineage: Eukaryota; Fungi; Ascomycota; Eurotiomycetes; Eurotiales; Aspergillaceae.
UCAGCUACCACGCCGUGCGCCCAUAUACCUUCCCAGUUGCCCCGUUACCCCGUUGCCCCGUUGCCCUCUAUUAUGCCUCAGGUGACACCGGAUCAUUACAAGCCCUUGUGACGGUAGUGUUGAGAUGGCUAUCCCGCCCACCCCUCCUGCUCCUGUUGGGGCCUCCGCUCUUUCUUCCGCCGUGGGGGGUGAGCUUGGAAGCUCUAUACACACGACGAUACCCCCCGAGGAGAAAACAGAAGGCUCGGAUUCGGCUUGUCGCGAGUCAGAGGAACGGGAGAAUCACCAGAAGAUUGUUGCGCUGGCACAUAGCCUUUCCCACCUGUCGCAAAAGAGUAGCACCGGUGAGGGAACCAACACCUUUCUUGACCCCACCGGCAACCCUGAGCUGGAUCCCAACUCGGAUCAGUUCAACUCGCGCAAGUGGACCAAGAACUUGCUUCGCGUGACCUCUCGUGAUCCUGAUCGAUAUCCUCGCCGUUCUGCCGGCGUCUCCUUCCGCAAUUUGAGCGCCUUUGGCUACGGCACCGCCGCUGAUUACCAAGAGAAUGUGCCAAACGUGUGGCUGAAAGGGUUUGGUUGGCUUCGAGACAAACUCGGCCAUGGGAACAAGGUCCGGAUCGAUAUCCUCCGCAAUUUUGAGGGAUUCGUUCGCAGUGGGGAGAUGCUUGUUGUACUUGGACGCCCUGGAAGUGGCUGCUCAACGUUCCUCAAAACAAUCGCAGGCGAGACCCAUGGCAUUUGGCUGGACCAAGGGACCGACAUUCAGUACCAGGGCAUAUCCUGGGAUCAAAUGCAUAGCCGGUUUCGCGGAGAGGUGAUCUACCAGGCGGAGACGGAGAUCCAUUUCCCACAGCUCACCGUGGGUGAGACCUUGCACUUCGCAGCCCAUGCUAGAGCUCCAGCAAACAGGUUUCCUGGUGUUACUAGAGACCAGUAUGCAGCACACAUGCGUGACGUUGUCAUGGCGAUGCUGGGUCUAAGUCACACCAUAGAUACGCGAGUCGGCAAUGAGUAUAUUCGAGGUGUGUCUGGUGGGGAACGGAAACGAGUCAGUAUUGCUGAGAUCGUGUUGUGCGGUUCACCAUUGCAAUGCUGGGAUAAUAGUACCCGUGGUCUAGACAGCUCAACGGCUCUCGAAUUCGUCAGGAAGUUGCGGCUGUCUACCGAGUACUCUGAGUCUACCGCAAUAGUCGCGAUAUACCAAGCAGGUCAAGCGAUUUACGAUGUUUUCGACAAAGUCAUUGUUCUGUAUGAAGGUCGACAAAUUUACUUUGGUCGCGCGGAUGAUGCCAAGCGAUUCUUCAUCGAAAUGGGAUUUGAUUGCCCGGACAGGCAGACCACUGCCGACUUCUUGACUUCAUUAACCAGCCCUACAGAACGGAAGCCUCGCCGAGGUUACGAGAAUCUAGUUCCUCGAACACCUGACGAGUUUUCUGCGCGGUGGAGAGAAAGUGCUGAGAGAAAGCAGCUACUUGCAGAUAUUGAUGCCUUUCAGAAGGAAUUUCCAAUAGGCGGCGACAAGUUCAAAGAAUUCAACCGCUCGCGCGCAGCCGAAAAGGCAAAAGGAACCCGUGCACAGUCGCCUUACACGCUGUCGUACUCGAUGCAAAUUCGUCUGUGCCUCCGUCGAGGCUUCCAGCGUCUCAAAGGCGACAUGAGUAUGACAUUGGCUAGCGUUAUCGGUAAUAGCGUCAUGGCGCUGGUGGUCGCCAGCGUAUUCUACAACCUAGAGCCUACUACAGCCAGCUUCUUCCAGCGCCCAGCGUUGCUAUUCUUUGCAAUCUUGUUGAAUGCAUUUUCAAGCGCCCUAGAGAUUCUUACCUUAUGGCAACAACGGCCGAUUGUGGAGAAGCAUGACAAGUAUGCUCUCUAUCAUCCUUCAGCGGAGGCAAUCAGCUCGAUGAUUGUGGACCUGCCGUCAAAAUUAAUUGUUUCAGUGGCAUUUAACGUGGUUCUUUACUUCAUGUCGAAUUUGCGUCGAACUCCUGGGCAUUUCUUCGUGUUCUACCUCUUCUCCGUGACAACUACAUUGACGAUGUCCAACAUCUUCCGGUGGACAGGAGCAGUCUCACGUUCUAUGGCCCAAGCCAUGGUGCCGUCCUCUAUUUUCAUGUUGAUCCUUGUUAUUUACACGGGCUUCACUGUCCCGGUGCGGGAUAUGCAUCCGUGGUUUCGGUGGUUGAAUUACCUAGACCCGAUAGCCUAUGCCUUUGAGUCUAUUAUGAUUAACGAAUUUAGUGGCCGCCGGUUUCCUUGCGCACAAUAUGUGCCUUCUGGGCCAGGCUACGAAAACGCUCCUCUUAGCUCCAAAAUCUGCAGCCAGAAUGGUGCUGUAGCGGGUCAGGAUUAUGUUGAUGGCGACCGAUACCUCAACGUCUCGUACCAAUACUACCGAUCGCACCUUUGGCGCAACUAUGGCAUACUCCUUGGCUUUCUUUUCUUCUCACUGGCCUGCUAUAUUGUCAGCAGUGAGUUGGUCCGGGCUAAGCCUUCCAAGGGAGAAAUCUUGGUCUUUCCUCGAGGGAAGAUCCCUGCUUUCGCAAGAAAGAUUCCUGGUGAGGGCGAUCUUGAAACCGCACCAAUAUCAGAGAAGCGGCCUGUCGACGACGGGUCGGAUCAUACGGCUGCAAUUGUUGAACAAACUUCGAUAUUUCACUGGCAAGAUGUAUGCUAUGAUAUCAAAGUUAAAGGUCAAACUCGCCGGAUCCUUGAUCACGUCGAUGGAUGGGUCAAGCCAGGAACUUUAACUGCCCUAAUGGGGGUAACGGGAGCAGGCAAGACGUCUCUCCUGGAUGUACUAGCCAACCGGGUGACAAUGGGAGUGGUCACAGGCGAAAUGCUAGUUGAUGGGAGGCCCCGUGAUGACUCUUUUCAGAGGAAAACCGGCUAUGUUCAACAGCAGGACUUACAUUUGGAAACAACCACGGUGCGGGAAGCCCUUAUAUUCAGCGCGUUGCUACGUCAGCCAGCAAGCACACCUCGAAAAGAGAAGAUUGCAUAUGUGGAAGAAGUUAUCAAAAUGCUAAAUAUGGACGCAUACGCUGAAGCCGUUGUUGGAGUCCUUGGAGAGGGUUUGAACGUCGAGCAGCGAAAGAGGUUGACAAUCGGUGUGGAAAUCGCGGCCAAGCCAGACCUACUUGUCUUCUUUGAUGAGCCGACUUCUGGUCUUGAUAGUCAAACUGCAUGGUCUAUAUGCUCACUUAUGCGAAAGCUAGCAGACCAUGGACAAGCGAUCCUGUGUACAAUUCACCAGCCGUCCGCAAUUCUAAUGCAACAGUUCGAUCGACUGCUUUUUCUUGCCAACGGAGGAAGGACUGUAUAUUUUGGUGAGCUUGGCCAGAAUAUGGAGACCUUGAUCAAGUACUUCGAGAACAAAGGAUCAUCAAAGUGCCCUCCAACUGCCAACCCUGCCGAGUGGAUGUUAGAAGUGAUUGGUGCUGCCCCCGGCUCCCAUGCUGACCGGGACUGGGCAGAGGUAUGGAGCCAGAGUUCUGAACGUGAUCAAGUUCUCGUGGAUCUUGGGCAAAUGAAGCAAGAGUUACUGCAAAGACCACCACCACCUCGCAUGGUAGGAUACGGAGAAUUUGCCAUGCCCAUUUGGGCGCAAUUCCUCCUUUGCGCGCAACGUAUGUUCCAACAAUAUUGGCGCAGUCCUUCCUACAUAUAUUCAAAGGCUGCGAUGUGCAUCAUACCUACAUUGUUCAUAGGUUUCACAUUCUGGCGGGAGCCGAAUAGCAUACAGGGUUUGCAGAACGAGAUGUUUGCGAUAUUUAUGCUUCUGAUCAUCUUUCCCAACCUGGUGCAACAGAUGAUGCCUUAUUUCGCAACCCAACGCUCUCUGUAUGAAGUCCGGGAGAGGCCUUCCAAAGCCUACUCUUGGAAAGCGUUCAUGCUGGCCAGCAUUCUGGUUGAAUUACCAUGGAACAUCCUCAUGGCUGUCCCGGCCUACUUCUGCUGGUACUACCCCAUCGGUCUAUACCGCAACGCCUCUCCAACCCACACGGUUAUCGAAAGAGGUGGCACAAUGUUUCUUCUCAUCUUGAUCUUCAUGAUGUUUACCUCCACGUUCAGCUCCAUGGUCAUCGCAGGAAUCGAAUCACCGGAGACAGGCAGCAACAUUGCCCAACUCAUGUUCUCCUUUUGCUUGAUCUUCAACGGCGUCCUCGCCACUCCAGCCACUCUCCCCCGCUUCUGGAUCUUUAUGUAUCGCGCCUCGCCUUUCACCUAUCUGGUCGCCUCUGUCCUGAGCGUAGGCAUCGCAAACAACGCGGUCGAAUGCUCCGACAUCGAACUCCUACACAUCCCCCCCCCCGCAAACGAAACCUGCGCCAGCUACCUGGACACCUACGUCCGUACCUUCCAGGCCAGUCUACUCAACCCGGACGCCUCGGCCGACUGCCAGGUAUGCACCUUCUCAACGACGAACCAAUACCUCACUGCCAUGAGCAUGAACUACUCGGAUCUCUGGCGCAACGUGGGCAUCCUCUUCGUGUACAUCGUGUUCAAUGCCGUUGCCGCCGUGUUCUUGUAUUGGCUGAUCCGCGUGCCGAAGAAGAAGUCUGUCAAGGACAAGAAAGACUAGUACGUGGAUUAAAGGUAGUAGGGAUUUGAAGAUUGGUGAGAUGGUAUGAUGUGGCGGCUCAGGCAGUAGAGGACACUCAGAAGUUGGUGAUUUUGCGUGGAGAUGCGAUGCGAUGCGAUGCGACGAGAUACGGAGACUUUCUCGUACAGCUUGCUUCAUUUAUCCUGGGGAUGGAGAUCGAAGAUCGGAGUGAUUUCAUGGUAUCGCUAUCGUGGUAUCUAGCUAUAACUAAAGGGCUUUGUUACUGAAUAGUGUUUUCAUACACCUUCAAUUGCU